Molecule: messenger RNA, 1314 nt
Organism: Triticum turgidum subsp. durum (durum wheat)
Lineage: Eukaryota; Viridiplantae; Streptophyta; Magnoliopsida; Poales; Poaceae
Source: the annotation of a GenBank genome assembly
AUGGCCGGCCGCCGCCGCAGCCGCUCCCGAAUCCACGCCAGCGAGGACGACGACGGGGCGACCCGUCCCAGCCGCCGCCGCCGCGCGGAGGUGCCUGUCCCUCUGCCGGACGGCGGCGAUACCCUGUCGGAGUCGCUGCUGGACGACAGCAGACGUCCUCCUGCCCCAUCGAAGUGGCUGCCGUUGCCGUUGGAUAUGCUUUGGAAGAUCCUCCUCCUUCUGCCACCGAAGCCGUCCUCCCGCCUCCGCGCAUCCGCCGUCUCGACGCGCUGGCGAGGUAUCGCCACCGACCCCAACUUUAAAAGCCAGUUCCUUGUCCACAGCAGGAACUGCAAGCCGCCACCCAUUCUCGGCUUAUUUGAGCGCCGACGGCAGAAGUUCUGCUUCACCCCCGUCUUGCAUCCUCCCGACCGUAUCCCUGCCGAGCGCAUUCACAUCUCAGGCUGGAUGACCUCCAGCGACUGCGACGUGACCGCCUGCCGCCACGGUCGAGUGCUGGCCAUAGACAGGCUGUUGGCACGUCUUGUUGUGUUCGCCCCCCUCACCGGCGAGGAGCGCAACCUGCCUGUUGUUCCGGACGAGUUCAGGCCGCCGUCCUACUUCCACCUCAACGCGUCCGUGCUCUGUGCUGCCAACGGACAGGACCACGUACAUGGCUUUUGCCACAAGAGCCCAUUCAAGGUGGCAUUGUUGUCCAUUUACCGGACAGGUAAUCAAUUCAUUUCCUCUGUUUACUCAUCAGAAAGUGGCACAUGGAGCGACCUUGUAUCGAUGGAUGCUCCAUUUGAAGUUUCUCUUGUUGGUGUUCCUGCGACCCUUGUUGGAAAUGUGCUCUACUGGAUGCUUUCAUCAAAUAAUGUUUGUGCUGCCAUGCUUGAGUUUGAUUUGGAUAGGCAGAGCCUAACUGUGAUCAAGGGACCUUCUGGUAUGAUUGAUUCCGGCAGCCAUAGGAUCAUCAAAACAGAGCAAGGCACAGUUGGCUGGGUCAGGUUUUCAUUUCCUAUUCUAGAAAUAUGGCUGAGGAAGAAAAAUUGUCAGCAACAGCAAGUCACCACAUGGUUGUUGCACAAGACAGUUGAUAUGCAUGACAUUCUUGGGAUCCCCCCUCGGAGUAGCAAUAAAGUCUGGCAUUCGAAAUUGAGGGGCUACGACGAGGCCAACAAUGUGAUCAUUCUGCUUGUUGAUGACAGUGCCUACAUGGUUGAUCUUAACUCAAUGAAAUCCACAAAACUUGAUGGACGCCGCUCGUCGAUGAAUCGCUGUCACCCUUUCACCAGUUUCUAUCCACCAACAUGGCCAUCUAAGAAGCAUUGA